Messenger RNA from Cordyceps fumosorosea ARSEF 2679, 1008 nucleotides. Its product is annotated as WW/Rsp5/WWP domain protein. Gene Ontology annotation, molecular function: protein binding. The record is from RefSeq and is a predicted model, not a curated record. NCBI's taxonomy places the organism in Eukaryota, Fungi, Ascomycota, Sordariomycetes, Hypocreales, Cordycipitaceae. The coding region runs from base 1 to 1008 and encodes 335 amino acids. The transcript has 3 exons.
AUGUCAGACUUUGCCGCUCCCGCCGGCCCUCCGCCGCCCAAGGCGCCCGAAGUGCCUCCCGGCUGGACCGCUCGCUGGAACGCUGAAUACAAGGAAUGGUUCUACGUCAACCUCAACACAAAGCAAUCCCAGUGGGAGCGCCCAACCGCCCCUGCCACUGGAGGUGUUGGCAACGAGGACGGCCCGCCGCCGUACGAGGCCGCGGGUAACAGCGGCGGCCUCCAGGACGCCAAGCACAACCCGGACUCUAAGCGCGACGACCGCAGCAACCCACCCGCGCCGUACGGCGGCUCCGGAAACAACAAUGGCCACGAGGACGACGAGGCGAUGGCCCGCCGUCUGCAGGCCGAGGAAGACGCCCGCAACGGUCGGCCCGCCGGCGGCUCGUCGUUCCCGUCGGACCUGCCUCCGCGGGAGGGCGCCUCCGGCGAGCGCGGCCUGCUGGGCAGGCUGAUGGGUCGCAAGAACAACAACAACAGCAACAACAAUAGCAGCAACAGCACUCCUCCCGGUGGCUACGGCGGCGGCUACAACAACAACAAUAACCAGUACGGCGGUGGCUAUCCCCAGCAGGGCGGUGGCUACCCCCAGCAGCAAUACGGCGGCGGCGGCGGCUACCCCCAGCAAGGCCAAUACGGCGGCGGCGGCGGCGGCGGCGGCUACCCCCAGCAGGGACAGUAUGGCGGCGGUUACCCCCAGCAGGGCCAGUACGGCGGCGGCUACAACCAGGGCGGCCCGGGCUAUGGCGGCGGUCCGCAGUACGGCGGUGGCGGCGGCUACGGCGGCGGGUACCAGCAGCAGCAGCAGCAGCAGCAGCCGCCGAGACGCACGGGCGGCGGCAUGGGUGGCAUGGGCGGCAUGGCGCUCGGCGCGGGCGCGGGUCUGCUGGGUGGCGUGCUCCUGACGCAGGCCAUCUCGCACCACGACCAGGAGGAGUACAGGGACGGAUACGAGGACGGCCGUGAUGAUCAGGCUGACUUUGACGAUGGCGGCGGCGGUGACUGGUAA